AUGAGGCAUGGGCGCCCGUGUGUUUAUUAUAAUAACACUACAGCAACAUUUCGUACUCUACUUAUUGGUGAUCUAGUCUUUGAACUAAAUCCUGGUCCUACUCGCAGCAAAAUUUCACCCAUUGCAUCCGUGCGUCAUAGCUAUAGGCCUUUCAGGCCAACAACAUCUCGCGAUGCGGAGCAAUCGUCACGCCUUUCGUCGCGUAACACUAAUAAUUUAAUCACUGUGAAUUGUUCUAAUUACCUGAAUGUACAUUACCAAUCAUUAAAAUUCUGUGUAUUAAAUGCUCGUUCAGUAAGAAAUAAGACCGCUGACAUUUUGGACUACAUCUGUGAAUGCAAGCUGGAUGUUGUUGGUAUAACCGAGUCCUGGCUGAGCUCUGAUGACGCAGCUGUCCGAACAGAAUUAUGUCCUGAUGGCUACAAAUUUCUGGAUCACCCACGCGACGGGCUGCGCGGUGGCGGGACAGGUCUAAUAUAUCGAGACUUGUUGUGUGCAAAAAAGUUAGAUGCAGGAAUAAAACGUUCGUUUGAAUUUUCUGAAUGGUCUGUUACAACAUCCAGUCACAAAUUCCACAUCGUUGUGCUUUAUCGCCCACCGUACUCUAGUGAGCAUAACGUGCCCAUGAGCGUCUUUUUCAAUGAAUUUUCGAACUAUCUAGAGUCUCUUCUGUUGUCUAAGGAGCCUCUUUUGAUCUCUGGUGAUUUGAACAUACACAUUGAUGAUGCUGCAGAUGCCGAUUCUUUUAAAUUUCAGGAUCUGCUUGAGUCGGUUGGUCUCCGGCAACAUGUUACCCAGGCCACACAUACCCAUGGCCAUACCCUUGAUCUUAUAAUCACACGUUACUCUGAUCAGAUCAUAAUGAAUCAACCGUAUGUAGACCGUUUUAUUUCUGACCAUAUAUGCUCCUGUUAUCUGCGAUCUAUUACCAGCCAAACCAGUUAUGUCAAUCAAAAGAGUUAGUUACAGGAAAUUAAAAUGUGUGAACAUGACUUUUCUAAACCAAGAUCUGGCUGCUACAGCAUUGUAUGCGACCUGUCGUGGUGAACCAACAAAUCUGCUGCCAGAUGACGUGGAUGCGCUGGCACGUGAUUACAACGAAACUCUGUCGUGCGAAACUAACUGUCAUGCACCAUUAAAGACCAAAAGUGUAAGAGGGAGGGCAUCGGCGCCUUUGUACAACGGUGAAAUCAAUGCUGCAAAACGACUUCGCAGAAAGGCCGAAAGAAUUUGGCGCAAGAGCAAAUUUUUGUCUGACUUUAAUCAGUUUAAGGUUAAACGAAAUCGAGUGACAUACCUUAUGAAUGAAGCGAGGAGAACGUUUUACACUAAUUUCAUAAAAGAAAAUAGCGACAACCAAGGAAAGCUGUUUAGAGCCGCAAAUAAGUUGUUGGUAGCGAAGGACGAGCUGUGUUUUCCGAAUUAUCACAACAAUACGGCCCUGGCUACAGAUAUUGGCGAAUUCUUUGUGCGAAAGAUCUCAAGAAUACGGUCUGAUAUUGAUGCUAUGGUCGUUGACUCCUCUGUAAGUGAUUUAGUGCCAGAUGAUCGGGUAGUGAAUAAAGACAUAGCAUUGAAUUCUUUUCGGUGUUUAACUGAAAAUGAAGUCCAAGAUCUUAUCCAGGAGUCAACAAAAAAGUCAUGUGCGCUAGAUCCUAUGCCUACGUCUUUGGUUAUCCGUUUAACCCCAUUACGUCCUGUGAUUACACAUAUCAUCAACUCCUCACUGCUCACUGGCCAUUUCCCUGACAAAUGGAAGGAAGCACUUGUCAAACCUCUUAUUAAGAAAAAGGGGCUCGAUGCUUUGUUCACCAACCUUCGACCUAUCAGCAACUUACAGUAUAUUUCUACGUUGACUGAAAGGGCAGUCUAUGACCAAACCUACCACCAUAUGAUGACUCGCGAACUUUUCCCUCUACUCCAAUCUGCAUAUAGAAAGGGUCACAGUACAGAGACAGCGCUUCUGACAGUGCAGAAUGAUAUUUUAAUGAACAUGGAUCGACAACAG
Messenger RNA from Paramuricea clavata, 2008 nucleotides. Lineage: Eukaryota; Metazoa; Cnidaria; Anthozoa; Malacalcyonacea; Plexauridae. The record is from the annotation of a GenBank genome assembly.